Molecule: messenger RNA, 2067 nt
Organism: Heterostelium album PN500
Lineage: Eukaryota; Evosea; Eumycetozoa; Acytosteliales; Acytosteliaceae
Gene: cblA-2
Product: RING zinc finger-containing protein
Exons: 4
Coding region: 1-2067 (688 amino acids)
Molecular function (GO): phosphotyrosine residue binding; calcium ion binding
Source: RefSeq, a predicted model, not a curated record
AUGAAGUCAGUACACCAUUCUACCAACAACAAUAGUGGUAGAAACAAUAUAAUUACCAACAAUAACAAUAACAACAGCAACGGUAGCAAUAACAAUAACAAUAACAUUAGCACAAACAAUACAAGUAGAAUUAAUAAUAGUAAUUCAAUUACUCAGAAUAUUAACAUUAAUAAUAAUAGCAAUAACAAUGCUAAUAAUAUACCUUCUUUUUUAACAAUACCAUCUACUUUUAAAGAAGUAAGACAACAAACUAAUAGUAACAACAACAACAGCAACAAUAGCAACAGCAGUUCUAGUAAUGAUAAUAUUAGUAAAGAGUUGGUUGAAAAUUUAAUUACAAUAUGUUUAAAUAUGAUUGAAUCUAUUGGUAAACUAUUGGUAGAGUUUAGAUCGAAUCUUUUAAGUGAUAGUGAGUUCUCAGAGUUGAACAAUACCUAUCUGUUUAUAAAGACAUCGUUACAGCUUUACAAGUCGAUAGUUAUCAAUCUGGAGGAAGCAGAGUAUCAAAAGCAAAUCAAUCAGAUCACAAUAGGCAAUAGAGAUGUAUGCUAUCAGAUCAGUAUCAGCAGAAUUCAUACACUCUUGAAUCAGCUGCUUAGUUCAUUAACCGAGAUGAAGUCAUUACAACACAGUAAAUCGCUGUCUAGAGAUCAGCUGUCACAAAUCAUUGCAACCAUACUGAAGAACGAUUCACUAGUGAAGCAAUCGGUUGACCAGCAUCUUGCUCUCUUUCCAGUGGCUGACAACAAUGAUACAACCAAUAAAAACAACAACAAUAGUAAUAAUAGUAAUAGUAAUGACAAUCAACAUUCAACAUUAAGUAAUAAUGAAGAAUCAAAUUCACUUCAAUUAUUAUCAGCAGAAGCACAAGAAAUGUGGAAGAAAAGAUUUGGAAAGAAUAUUAUAUUUAUUCAAUGGUCACACUUUUUUGAGAAAUUACAAACAUUCUUGAAUGUUAAAGCAUCGGACUAUGAAGUUAAUCUCAAGCACAUAAUAGAUUUCACACAGGAUAGCUUUGUUAGUACAUAUAAAUUCUCAACGUUUUUGAAAUGGUUUGGUCCAUUAUCGAAAUCACUAAACAAUGUAAUCGAGACAAUCGAAGCAAAGACAAUGAGUGGAUUCAUUUCUGGUGUGGAGGCAACCAGAUUCUUGGAUAAGAAAUCAGCUGGUCACUAUAUCAUUAGAUUCAGCAAGACAUAUCCAGGUGCCUUUGCUGUAACAUUUGUCGAGAAUUCCUGUAACAUUAGACACUGCCUGCUCUAUCCAGUCUCCAAUGGACUGACUCUACUUCAACCACCCGAUGUAUUUAGUAAUCUCACAGAGUUUGUCAUUAGUUUUUCGUCGAAGCUAAAGUAUGCCAUUGGACCUGUCGACGCUUCAUUAUUCCCUCCUCAUUCCCCUAUGAUUCAAUCUCCAGAGGGUCAGCCAAACAAUGAACCAUUGACUAGCAUCCCCCCUCCAAUAACAACUACUACUACUACUACUACGACUACUAGCUCAACAAUCAACAACAACAACAACAAUGUACAAAAUCAACAACUUUUAAGACCGGACCAGCAUCUCAAUGUUAAAUCACGACACCAAAGAGAUGGAAGUAACAAUAGCAAUGGAAGUACCAACAGUCAGCUCAGCAGCGAGAGCAGUGGCGACAAGAUACCGACCAUCAACUUCAACAAUGGAAGUAGUAGUCCACCGAUGGACGAACAAGCAGAUGGCACUGUUGUACUUUCGAGCUCACCGAAUGCCAAUUUCAUCAGCGAGGCAUUCCUUUCGAGAUCACCAGUUAAAUCAUCACCUGCAAGCACAUCGGCUGGAUCGAGUUCUCCAGUUGCACAAAUAAAGAAAAAGAAAAAGAAAGAGAAAGAACACCAUCAUCAUCAUCAUCAUAAAACAAAAGAGGUAGUCGAAGGCGGAUUGAGUGACAAAGAUCUAUGUGUAGUUUGUAUGGACAACCCAAUUAAUACAGUAUUUUUAGAAUGUGGACAUCUUAGUUGCUGUUCCAAAUGCUCUGGUAAACUCAAGAUUUGUCCAUUAUGCAGACAAAACAUUUCGAGAGUAAAUUUAUAA